AUGACUCCGAAUCAUCACUACUUUUAAGGUCAUUAUGCUAAAAUGUACAGCAAGCAAAUUAAGUAGUUGGAAUAGCAAAAAGUGUAGAAUGCCCUUAUAGUUAGAAAUAUUAAAACGCUUAGCAAGUUAAGUGAAAGUAACGAAAUGAGUAUAAUUAAAAAGGGAAGUGAAUCCAAUACUAUAAGUGGAGAAAAUGAAUUAAUUGAGGGCUCAAAUAAUAACUAUAUUCCUCAUUCAGUUGGAUUGAGGAUCAAAACUAUCAAUCCUAAUGAUAUUAAGAAUGGAGAAAGUAUUCACCACGAGAGAUACAAAACAAAUUAAGAAAUUUACAAGAGUUACCACAAAGACAACUUUGAUAUAAACAACUAACAGCAUUUAUUUGAGGAAAUGGUUAUUCAAGAACAUAUUUUGGAUAACAGAAGAACGUAGGUUAUCCAUGACUUAGGCUAAAUUUAAUACUAUCAAGACGAGACUGGUAGGAUCAGAAUGAUUUCUCCUGAUAUAAUGAGAUCAGCAAGAUAUCUUUAGCCAGAUGAGUAAAUUACUCAAGAAAUUGCAAUAAAAAGUUUUACUGAAUUUGAUUUAAAUGGAUAAGAUGGUAGAUAGAUUAGUCAUCACCAUUCUGUUUCAGCACCAAAAAAGCAUAAACUAAAAAAUUAUAAUAAUCAAUUAAAGUUGGAUCCAUAUAGCAAAUUUUUAGCUUAAUCUUAUGUGCAUCCAUUCAGCUAUUUUGAUCCAAAUACCUAGCAACAUACGAUGCUCUAUAAUACAACUGGUGCCAAUCAUGAAUUUCCUAUGGUUAAUCAUAUCUAUAUUAACGAGUCCGAAUAGAUUUAUCCAUCAAUGCUAAGCUAAAUAGCCAAACAGCAUCUUAUGAAUUCAAUGCAUAGUCCUAGCAAGAUAAAGACUAAGUAGGACCUAAUGAAAAAGAGCAUUCUUGGACUUUAGCAGUAUGAUGGAGCAUGGAUCCUUGAGAAAAAAGGCCCUAAAAAUAAAAUUGAUGACAUAAUAAUUAAAGGAUAGAGCGUUCCUCAUAAUUUUGUGAUGGGUGGAGGAAUAAAUUAAACAAAUAAGCAAAGGAGAGUUAAUUUAUAGAGUGCAAGAGAGGGAAAGGAUAAGUAAGAUCAAUCAAAAAGGUAGAGAGAUGGAAACCAAGAAAAAUCAUCACCUAGGAGAUAGAAAUAUAAACAAGAUAUGGCAUCUAUUAAAGAAAAACUAAAAAUCAUAAAAUCUACAGAUGACUCAAUGAUAAUUUCAAAUGAAGAGGGAGGACCAGAUGGCCAAUAAACAUCCUAGCAGCUAAAUUUAGAUCAACAUGAUAAAAUAAAAAAUUAAAGACCUCAUUCAAAGUAUAGACAGCAUUCUUAAAAGAUUACAGUUACUUAAAACCUAAACGGCUAAAACAACAUUAGGACUAAUAAACCUGGAAACGCAAACUAAAUGUCAAAUCAAAGAAACUCAAUGGAUAUGAGAUUGAAGAAAAAUAAUAGCAUUUCAGAUUAAUUUAAUCAAAAACCUUCAACAAAUUAUAAUUCCUAGGCAUAUAUAAAAGACAAAAAAGAAGACAUCAAUAAUGAGUCUGUAAUCAAAGAGAAAGAUUAAGAUAAUAUAGAUUCAAAUGGUGAGCUCAAGCCUGAUUCCUAGCCUCACGAUGAUUCAAAUAAUCAACUUUAGUUAAAUGGCUAAUAAAUUGGCAAAAAUACAUAUUCUUUCAGGCCUAGGAGGCCACUUGUAAAUCCAGUGGAGCUUGCAAGAAUUGAAUAAGAAAGAAUGUUCUAGAUUAAAUAAGAAGCAAAGGAAAAAUACUAGCAAUACUCUUUGCAAAAUAAGCAAAAUAAUCAAAAGUUAAAAGUAAAAUUUAUGCAAGUCAAAUUCUUAUAGUACAUUGUUUGUCCAGGUAACAACUCUUAGGUAGUAAGAAAAUGUCUAGAACUAAGAUAGGAAAGAUGGGAAGAAACAAAUGACUUUGAUACUCUGUUUAAUUUUAAAUGGCAUCCAAUAUCUAAAGGAAUUAAAUUCGAUAUUGUAAACACCCAUGGUACAAGAUAAUUAGUGAAUCAUUUUGAAAAUCAUGAUUGCUUUACAACAAAAGAUCAAAUGUUUAAAAACUUCUUAAACCACUGUGAAAUCAAGAAAUAAAAUGUGUUCGAUUUUGUUCCUCUAACAUUUGUAUUAGAGGUAGACUAAGUAAACUACGCCUAUGAUUUAGAAAAAUUCAUUCAGUAUUUUUCAUUCAUAGAGAAAUAAAUUGAAGGAACUGGCAUACCAGGUGAAAAGCUAUAACAAGAUGAGGGAACUAUAGAAGAAAUAUUAGGCAACAUCAAUAAUAAAUUCUAAAAUUACCAUAAUUCCAAAGAUGAGAAAGGCCCAAUAAAUGCUAGAAGAAAGAUUCCUUAUUCACAUUUUCAAGCUCAAAAUAUCUGGAUACUGAAAGCUACAGGUUUCAACAGAGGCAGAGGAAUUCAUGUAUUUAACAAACUUGAAGAUUUAAAAAAGCUUAUUAAGGAGUACACAGAUGGCUUAAACUUUGAAAAUAAUUACACUUCCCAAUAAUAAACUAACAAACUUAUCAACAAGUAGCUUUAAUAGUAAAAAGAAACUUAGUAAACUUAGAGCACUCCUGCUGACUUAUCAUAAGGUCUCAGAUCAACAAGUUUUGUAAUUUAGAAGUAUGUUGAGAGACCUUUACUUUUAAGAAAACGAAAAUUUGAUAUAAGAGUCUGGGUUUUGGUCACCUAAGAUGCAAAAUGCUACUUCUUUAAGGAGGGGUACAUUAGAACGAGUUGUGAAGUAUUUACUCUUUCUUAAGAUAGCAUAACAAAAGCUUCCAUCCAUUUAACAAACAAUGCAGUAUAAAAAUUCGCUGAAAACUAUGGAAAAUUUGAAGAUGGAAACUAAUUGAGCUUCUAGGAUGUGUAAAAUAUCAUUAAUGAGGAAGAUCCUGAUUCUGAUCCUACCUAUGUCAAAGAGAAAUUAGUACCAAGGAUGAAGGAUAUUAUAAUUAACAACCUUGAUUCAGUUAAAAAGAAAUUAAAGAUUACUACCAAUUCUAGAGGUUAAGGAUGUUGCUUUGAACUUUUCGGCUAUGAUUUUAUCAUUGACUCUGAAUUUCAAGUGUGGCUUAUAGAAGUUAACACUAACCCAUGUUUAGAAGAAUCAUCUUAACUUCUAUGCAAAUACAUUCCAAGAAUGGUAAAUGAUAUGUUGAAACUUACAGUAGAUUAAGUAUUCCAAACCAAGAAAGGGUAGCAGCCAUAUGACUAAGCCUCAAUCAAUCAAUUUACAAUUGAAAACUACACGAAUGAGGAAAACAUGUGGGAGUAGAUUAAUCAGUUAGAACCUUACAUCGUGGGCGAUAACAACAAGAGUAUCAAAGAAAAUGAUAAAAUUAAUAAAAAUAAAGUUAUUUGA
Stylonychia lemnae is the source of this 3411-nucleotide messenger RNA. The record is from the annotation of a GenBank genome assembly. Lineage: Eukaryota; Ciliophora; Spirotrichea; Sporadotrichida; Oxytrichidae.